Messenger RNA from Neurospora crassa OR74A, 2151 nucleotides. RefSeq lists its product as hypothetical. The transcript has 2 exons. Gene Ontology annotation, cellular component: U2-type spliceosomal complex; post-mRNA release spliceosomal complex. NCBI's taxonomy places the organism in Eukaryota, Fungi, Ascomycota, Sordariomycetes, Sordariales, Sordariaceae. Bases 106 to 807 code for a protein of 233 amino acids. The record is from RefSeq and is a predicted model, not a curated record.
AUCGCAGUACCGAAUUCGCAAGACGCAACGGAUUGAUCCAAGAUUGGAAUUAACGGAUUCAGCCACAACAUCUCACACAACACAAGGAAGACACCCAAACCGAUAAUGUCAUCCCACGCGACACUCGCAGCCGCCGCUGACGACCGCAAGGCCCGUCUAGCCAAGCUCAAGUCUCUGAAGCGCAAAGAACCCGAGCCCACCUCCUUCGACGAUGGCGAAGAGUCCCACGAUUCCCCAGCCCAACACACCAACCACAACGACGACGGCGACAACCAGGAGGAAUCCACAACCAAAUCCAAAGACGGCACCCCAACAGCCGACGUAGCCCGCCUCCACCUCUCCGGGCGCAACUUUGACUUUGAAACGCGCGGGCCCAAGCUAGGCUUCGAAGCGCCUCCCACGCUGACGCUCGAGAAACCGACACUAGAAGAGCAAGCGGCCGAUAUCGAGGAGGAAGCGCAGCGACAGGCUGCUUUGGACGCGCAAGCCGCCGAAGAAAACAAGGGCAUCGACCUGUUCAAGUUGCAGCCCAAGAAGCCCAACUGGGACCUGAAGCGGGAGCUGAACCAGAAGAUGGAGGUGCUGAAUGUGCGGACGGACAACGCGAUAGCGCGCAUGGUGAGGGAGCGGCUGGCAGCCAAGAAGCAAGCGGCUGUGCAGGAUAAGACGAAAGACGGAAAGGAGGAGGAGGAGGCCGGUAUGCUGGAAGGGACGGCGCUGGUGGAGGGGAUGAAGUUGAGGGAGAGGGAGGAGGCCGAGGAGGAGAGGAGAGAGAGGGAGUUGGAGGAGGCCGAGUUGGCGGCUUGAAGAGUUGGAACUUGACGGCAGCUGUAUUCACGCGGUCAAGGCUGGACGGGAGAAGUGGACCGAGAGGGGCGACAGGUCGAAAAGAACGAGGACGAGAACGAGGACGAAAUAUGCUCGCUAAUCUCGGGAGGAUUACUGUUAUGAUUUUGUUUUUACAGAGAAAGGCUGAGACUCCGCUCGCGCGGCGGUGGCGCGGGAGACGGUUCGCGCUUUGGAGGUCGUUGCGGCGACGGACUCUUGUAUCUCGGCUGUCCACGGCCAUCUUCCCUGUCCCGGUAGUAUCCUCCUGCCCUGUGAUUCUCUCCUCUGCUGUCUCGCCUGACCGGUGAGCGGGCUGGUGACCUGGACCUCGACUCGGAAACAGAAUAGUCGCGCCUGGAUAGCCUUGUCCUCCCGGAGUCACGUCCACGCUCACGUCCGCGCUCACGGCGGGGCGACGGCGAACGACGACGAGGAGGCAGCGACCCUUUCCGCGAUGAGUGCUUGACCGGGCUCUCUGACCUCCGGCUAGAAUACCGAUCCCGGGAGUCGACUGAGCGUUGGCGGGCCGAAGGCGCCUUGGGCGAUGGCUCAAAGAAGUCUUGCGCAUGUGCUCUCCGUGGAGGUGACUUGGAAUGGCGAGAGGGCCUUGGGGAUGGAGAGCGUGUAGAGAUGGUCGACACCGAAUCAACAGAAGCCGAUCUACUCCUGCUUCUCCUUGGGCUCACGUCUCUAGAUGGUGACUCGUCGUCCCUUUCAAGCUCCUUCUUCUUAGCCCGCUCAGCCUCCUUCUGGGCUAGAAUCUCGUCGGCCACACCUUCCUUGUCCUGAGGCGGCACGGCACUAGUAAGCUUGGGUAGCAGCUUGGGAUUAAAGAGUUGUUGGGUGCGCGACGGCCUCGGGAUGUAGGGCCGUUCCGCAGCUGAGGCUUUACACUCAUACGAAUAGUGACGUUCUGGGAAUGUCAGCUGCGUGUCCUACAUGUAUUGUUGAAGUAGGGAGAACACUUAUCUCUCUUUAGGCAUUUCUGGCAUUGGACGGUUGAGGGGGUUGAUUUGGACGGUAUAUUGCGCCCUCGAUACAUGAUGGUAACCGGAAGGAUUGUUUGGAAUGUGGCUGGCCCCUGGAGAUUGGAGCUUUAUGUAGAAUCAAAAUGAACUAUCUUCGUCCACCUGCCGUUUCUCAAGUUACAACGCCAACAAGGUCGGGGUGCCGUUCGAUUAAGAGGUCGUUACUUGUUUAAUGAUUUCGGCCAAACUUGUAAAGUGAUCGAUCAAGGACGUGAAGCUUCUUCUUGAUGGUUUUGAUACUUGAGGAUGGCGUUGGUUGGUAGUGCCUGGGUAAGUCGAAUUUGGUGAUGAGUUC